This is a messenger RNA of Cuculus canorus (common cuckoo), 3126 nucleotides long. It is a transcript of the gene TRAIP, whose product is annotated as TRAF interacting protein. The record is from RefSeq and is a predicted model, not a curated record. Gene Ontology annotation, molecular function: zinc ion binding. Bases 1063 to 2259 code for a protein of 398 amino acids. The transcript has 12 exons. Lineage: Eukaryota; Metazoa; Chordata; Aves; Cuculiformes; Cuculidae.
UGCCCAGGCCCGAGGAACCCCCGUGCAGAGCCCACCCUUCUCUGAAGCCCAAGGCAUGGUGCAGCCUGCAAACCAUUUUGAUGAGCUGUUUCUUCAGAGCUUUUUCCGCAGUGAGACCACCUGAAGCUGUACAAAGCUUGUGAGACAGAGUCCACAGCCUGGCUUAGCUCUGUUGCGGCAGUGGUGCUAUCUGCAAGUUUAGAGAAAUGCAUGCAAUUUUUCUGCCCCUCUCCCUGACCAGGAGCGACAGGAGUGCAGCACAGUUAUGUCUGGAGCAGGCUUGCUGAAAGCAAAAACCUUUCGUUUGCUCACGGGGGAAACUCACAGCUGCAUGUGGCGAAGGCUUGUUCCUUCUGACAGAUGAGGGGGUAAAAGUGGUGCCCAAAAGCAGCUCUAGAUUUGUUUGGCUGUUACAGUGCCACAUGUGUCAUGUGAAGAGCAGACAGAGUUCAGUGUGCGCGUGCGCUUCCAUUUUCCCCAUCUUUAAUUUUAGAGGAUGUUUGAGGGAGGCAGGAAAAGCAAAAGCCCUGGAGACUUGUCGAUGGGUUUUAAGCAUCGUCUGUAGGCAGCCUGUCAUCCGAACAUGAGUCAUGAGCAGCAAAAGGAAAAUGUCAGUCUGAGUGACAGAAAUCCAAAGGCACGCUAGCAGAAGGGGAAAAAAAACCCUCUUAAGAAUGCUGGGGGCUCGCCCACGCUCUGCGAGUCGUCUUUCCUCUGCCUUCCCUGCAUGCACGAGACAGACAUGAAUAGCCAGUAGAUUGAGGAUUCAGUCCUUAGCCCGAGAGCAGAAUUGGACAAUCUGCACAUCUCUAUUCUGAGGCCUGUUCCCUUGCCAGCUUAGUUGAGUUUAGUGACUUGGUAGAGAGCCAGAUCUUCUGGGGAAGGUGGCUGGAUUCUUGCUAGGAUGUUAUCCAAGAAAAGCUGCUCGAAGGCCUGCUCAUCUUCUCAGCUUCUGAGAAAGAAAAACGGGAAUGCCAGGCUGUUGUGGAUGGGCUGAGGGACACUCUAGAUGUGCGCAAUGCCACCAUAGAGUCUCUCCAGAAGGUGCUGGGAGAGACAGAGAUGCUGUGCUCCUCUCUCAAGAAGCAGAUGAAAUUCCUGGAGCAGCAGCAGGAGGAUAACAGAAGUUCAAAGGAGGAGGCCCGCCGUCUGCGAAACAAGCUGAGAACCAUGGAGCGGAUUGAGCUGUUGCUUCAGAGCCAGCGCCCCGAAGUGGAGGAGAUGAUCAGAGAGAUGGGAGUUGGGCAGGCAGCAGUGGAACAGCUUGCGAUCUACUGCGUCUCGCUGAAAAAGGAAUAUGAGAACUUGAAGGAGGCUCGGAAGACCUCCAGUGAGAUGACAGAGAAGCUGAGGAAGGAGCUGUUUUCUGUAAAUAGCAAGCUGCAGAAAACAGUUUCAGAGUUGGAGAAGACAAAGGAGGAGUUAAAGAGCACCCAGAAAGAUCUGAAGAAUGCGGACCAGGAGAUCUUGAGUUUGAAGAAGAAGAUAGACAUCCUGCAGGAUACUCUGAAGGUUCCGUCUGUAACCAGAGAGACACUCAGUCGUCUGGUCUUUGAGAGCCCUGCUCCUGUGGAACUGCGGCACCCGAAGCUCCACUGCCCGGCCCACAGCGAUGAGAUCAACCUAGAUGCUACUUUUGAUGUGGACACCCCCGAGCAUCAGCCCUGCAAAUAUCUCUUCAGCCCUGCAAAAAGGCAGAAGCUGGAUAAAAAGCCGCCUCCUGUGGUAAAUCUGGCAAAGAAGGUUCUGAAGGAAACUGUGGAGAACUGGGCAGACGAUCUGGAGGACGACGCUCUUAACGGACUCUUGCCAGCAUUCAUCAGGAACUCUGUUCUCUCCAAGAAACCAUCUCCAGGCAGCUUGCUGGGUCCCCGCAAGAACACAGGUGAGGAUGGGGUACGAUGGCUUGGGAGGCAGAACAAAGUUCAUUCAGCCUACAAACAUGGCAGAAAUCCGGCCGUUAGCAGUGAGGAGCAAGAAGAAGAAUGUCUCCAGGCCAGCGCCUGCAGCUUCUGCAUCCUCCUCCAGCAGCAGCCAAGCCAGACUGGACAGUUUCCUGCAGUGAGAGCCCCUGCCUUCCCGGGAGCGGCUGGGCAGGUGGCUGCGGGGCAGAACACGCUCACACAGCCACAUGCAACCGCUGCUGCGUGGAGGGCUGCGACUGGCAACGCACUGCUGCUGCAUUGUGUGCGAGGUGAGCUGCCCUGGGGAGAAUCCUGGCCUUGCAGCAAGCCACCUGGAGACCAAGCCUCUGGCUAACGCUUGGACUGAUUCACCUCCCUCACUUUACCCAUCCUUCCUCCUAUUUUCAAGCAGAAUAAACAGGGUUUUCUCAUCUUCUGGCCGGCUCAGAGCUCUUCUGCUGCUGCCAGGCUCUCUGACAUCAGGUAGAACUACACUUGUGGAUGCAGCUGCAAGCUAGAGGUGUGGAAAGGGUAUGUGGGAUGUCAGCCUGGGAGAAGGAACCUGCACCAGCUCUGUCUGGUGUAAGUAGUUCCAAGAAAGUUUGCUGGAGGAAGAAUUGGGCAGAGCGUUCCUCAUCCCAUUAAGCACUUCUGCAGAGGCCGGUUGGGUUGGGGCUGUCCCAAAGACGAGGAUAUUCUGCCUUGCCCUCGUUUGGGCCAUGAAGUCCAUUGCAUUUUUGCAGACUUGACACUGAAGUUGCUGACCUGGGGAGGAGGGUGGUGGGGGUGACUCCGUAUUCCGCUUGGAAAGAGAGAUGGCUGUGCUGAUGGGACCUCUGUUCUUGGCAAGUGUUGGUGUGAAUCUUGUUUGUAUGGAUUUCUAGAGAGGUUUAAUGAGCUUGUAAGGAGUUUUGUUCUUUAGAAACUGGUCUGCCUAGUGAUUUGAGGAUUUGGGAGGGCCUGAAGAAGUGCUGGAGAACAUCUCCUUUCAGGGUAGACUGAUGGAGCUGAACCUCUCAGGUUCUUCAGAUGGAGAAGCUGAAGAGAUUCCCUCUUACUCCAGGCUGUUCACGCUGAAAGGACCGCGCUUGGUGAGGGUCCUUGCUACAGCACUCCCUACAAUUUGUGGUGUUUCUCGCUUGCAGCUGCUUCAGGCUCGGUACCUCGAAGCCUUGGUACCUGGGAUGUCUAAAAACAUGUAUUUAGGCAAUAAAAUACCCUG